This is a messenger RNA of Porites lobata, 5483 nucleotides long. Lineage: Eukaryota; Metazoa; Cnidaria; Anthozoa; Scleractinia; Poritidae. The record is from the annotation of a GenBank genome assembly.
AUGCAAAAAGAAGACGUAAAUUCCGGUAUCAUUUCUUGACCCGCGCGUCGGUUCUAUUUUCUUAAAACCCACGUCCCUGCCUACCACUUUCAAGCGUCCGAGGACUAGAAAAAAAACUGUUUGUUUGUUUGUUUUAUAUUACCGUACAAAUGAAUAGAAUUGAGUUGUACUAAGGGCUUUUAGAACCGCUAAAUUUUCUAUUAACGAAAUAAAUGGCACAGUUUUCAUUGUAUUCUUCGAAAAUCCUCCUUUUUACUUCAAGCAAUAAUAAAUGAAAAAAGGAUCAUCACUACUGGUCCUAGUACCUCGGGGCGACCGUACAAAUGGCAUUAAAUUUUCCUUGUUUUCGGACUGUCAUUAAAGCGCUACGCCUCUGUUGGAUAGGGAGACUUUUAAGUAAUCCACAUGACACUAGGACAGCAAUUCCCAACUUUCACUUUGAAAAACAUGGUGGACUCUUGUUUCUACUUAAUUGCAAUUACAGUGUCGAAAAGUUAGAUAAGAAAAUUCCCUUAUUUUAUAGGGAACUACUUGAAUACUUUCAAGAAUUGCGUAGCAACUGCAAAGAUCCACUACAGCGCGAAUUUAUAUUAUGGAAUAAUAAAGAUAUCAACGUUGAAAACAAAUCGGUGUUUUGGAAGUCUUGGCGUGAUAAAAAUGUCUUGUUUGUGUAAGAUCUGCUGAACAAUCAAGGUAAUUAUCUAUCUCCACAAGAAUUCAGUAAUAAAUACAACAUCAAGGUUAAUUUUCUGCAAUACUACCAAAUCAUUACAGCCAUUCCAGCGUCUCUCAAAAGUUACGCCUUCACUCAUUUAGAUCUUGGAAAACUGAACUCGAUUUCUGAAAAUGUCGACUUCCUGAUAUCUAAAGAUGUUAGUUUUAACUUAAAGAAAACUUCGUGCAAGCAGUUUUACAAAUUGUUUACAGAGAACAUUAGUAUUGAACCUACUGCGGUUACAACAUGGCGAAAACAUUGUACUGUGGUCGCUGACAAGUGGGAGCAAUGCAUUGAAAACAAUUAUAAAAUCACUCGAGAUAAUAAGCUAAGACAAUUUUAUUUUAAAUUGUUACACAGAAUACUAGUUACUAACAAGGAACUGACACGCUUUGGGAUAACUGCAUGAUUGUACUACGUGUGUUAUGUGUGGCGAAAACGAUUCUAUAGAACAUACUUUCUUUGAAUGUCGCUCUUUUCUGAAAUUAUGUGACGAAUCCCUUCAGUGGUUCAAUAUAUCUCACAAAACCAAUAUUAAACUCACGCCGCUUCAAGUUUUUCUCAAUUUACCAACCCCAGCUUUCAAUCUUUCCAAUAAACAAACCAAGGAUUUGUGUCUUCUCCUGUUAUAUGUAAAGCAGUACCACUAUGGAUGUAAAUCAUUGCAAAAGAAAACAGACACCUCUGAAUUUAUAUCAGCUUUAUAUGUAUAUUAAUGUAAUACAUUAGCUUUAAUAUGUGUAAUCGAUAGAAGUAUGUUAAUGGCCAAUACAGGAACAUUUAUCUAAGUGCACAAUUGUAAGUAUUGUAACGUACUUUUGUUUAAUAAAUAGAAUUAAAAAAAAAAUACAAAUGGCAUUAACUUCAUUCUUUUUUGUUGCUAUAGCUGACUGUGGAAUGAUGGGAAAUCUUGUCCCUAGUCUCCCUCAGUUUGCAAGGCCUCUAUUUUAAUGCCUGGGACAUUAUUCCGCAAGAUGGCUGCAUGGCAGGCACCAUAGUCAAAGAUCGAGUUUUGUCUUGUUUACCACAAAGUCAUGGCUUUUAAUUUAUUACUCUUUUUUCCGAACUAAUACAUUCACUAGAAAGUAAUCUUGGAAAAACGAUCCAACUUCGUGAUGAAAAUGCGCUUAUUUUGCAUAUAAACUGUCAAUAUGAUUGGAGCCUGCGUAUGGAAAGUAUUACGGUAGGUAGCAUUCACAAAGUCGUAAAAAAUGAAACUAGAAUUCAAAAGGGCGCUGCGAUACUUGUUUGAAAACCAUUAAUAUAGUGCCGUGAGCUUAGACUGCACGAAAAAAAAACCCGAACCGAUAUUCAAAGCUGGAAUCCUGUCACGCAUUGAUCCCACGUACAUGUAAUUAAGCUUUUAAUCUUUUUCCUUAACUCGAGAUACCCUUCCCUGUAGAAAAGUUUGGCUUAAAAUUUGAGGUUUUGGAAAGUUGUCUUACUAACUCUACUACUGUUUUUCAGAGCUAAUUCCGUCACACAAUGUGCUGCAGUGGCUAAAGACAAAGGAUAUAAGUACUUUGCAAUUCGGAAUGGUGGUAAAUGUCUUUCAGGUAGAAACCUUUACUCUGGGGAUAAGGAACACGGAGAAUUAGACGAAUGCUUUGACGGUGAAGGAGGUCAUGAAGCCAUGAAUGUGUACAACAUAACAGGUAAUGUCUAAGGGAUUAGUGGUCUUAUUAUUCAUUCAAACUGAUAUUUCUCCAUUUAUGAUUGGUUCAAAUCCCCCAGUUAAUUCUUCAUAACCAGCUGGGGCAGACCAUGUUUGGAAUUGGAAGAUUUAGGCAAUAACCAACUGAUACAAUGGAUAUUUAACAAUUAUUCUUUGAAAUCGAGGUGAAUAGUGGCAAAAUAUUCGCGGCGAGGUAAAUAUUCCCAAAGCCACUAUUCACCGAGAUUGAAAAGAAUAAUUGUUUUAGUAUAUACACACGAAGUGAUCUCAACAAAAUCAGAGAGGAAGCCAUUAAAAAGUACGAUUUGAUUGACAGAUCAAAUCACGCGUAAGUUUAAAAAUAGAUCUUUGCAGAAUUUUCAAACAUGGCAAUUCACAAGUUUAUCAUUUCGCAAACAACAGUGUAGCGUAAUGGCUUAAAUGGAACGGCUAAAAGUUUUAACUGUUUCCUUACUUGAGAAGAAAAGUAGAGCUUUUUUGUUUUCUGUUGACUCGCCAAGUUUAUAGCCAAAAGGGUUUGUUGUGUCGUUCUUCGCAUGAAGUGCUGACAAAAAUGGCGGCUCGGUUGCUCGAGGUAAGACGUCGUCUUCCUGUUUCAUUCUUUUUCCUGUUUACUUGAAAACAUUUCCUUUUACUUGCAAACAUUACUUAUUUUACUGGCAAACAUUUCCUUUUAAAUUUGUUUGUCAUAAAUAAACUUCAAUUUUUCAGCCAAAAUUUUGUUGUUAGAAAACGCUGAGUUCACGAAACGGCUCCUUCUACGCGAAUACACUAGAGUUGUAAACAAUCCAUCAAGCACAAAACUCAGCGACAGUAAAUUGAAAAACGCCGUAUUGAAUCCUUCCAAGUACUUUCUUGCCUUAAAAAAAGUCAGCCCUAGGAAUUUGUCGACUUUUAAAACAUCGUUCUCUUAAAAAAAUGGGAAAAACACCGAGCUCACACAUUAUCCACUCGCUAGGAGGUGAAUAUUGUUGAAUAGUCCGAGAUAGCGAACCAAUCAGAUUGCUUAAAUCACCAAGAUCACUGAGUGUGUAUAUACUAAUUAAUAAUACCUCAGCAUCAGCUACAGUGGAAUCUUGAUACAACAAAUCUCUAUUAUAACGAAGUCCUUAGUGUAACAAACGAUUUUCUCUGCCCCAGUAAUAGUGAAAUGUAUGAAAGAGAACCUCGAUAUAAGGAACCCCUGUUAUAGCGAACAACAUUUUUUUCAUUCCGUUGGCCUUCUGUUGUAUUGAGGUUCCACCAUAAUAGUUUCUGCAUUUUGAGUGGGUAGGUGAUAUAAACACAAAUUCUAACUUAUUUAACACCCCUUAUAUGUGCUUUAAUUGAGGAUAUCCCAGAGCUAGAAGAUUUUGAAGGUGACCUCCUCCUUACAAAGGUUCAGAAAGCUAUGAUAACACCUUUGCAUCAAGAUGUGGCUGCCGCGGGAGUCUGGUCCAAAACUCAGUUUAUGUGGCAUGAAAGAACUGUUCCUUAUUUAUAUUACAUCCCACCUGAUCUUGGUAAGAUCACGCCUUCAAUUAUAUUGUUUUGUCAUAGCAGAGCCAUCAGCUACGCAGGCUAAAAUUUGUGUUUAAAAUAUUUUACAGGAAACGGUGUUGUAAAGAAUAAUUAUUCAUUAUAUGUUAGAAACAACCUGGUGUGCUUUGCAGUAUAUGUGGCCAUGUUGACAAACUCACAAGUUCCGCACGUGCAUGCUGAUAUAAACUUGUUGGCACAAGUUGGUGGUGAGGCCAUAUUGUAGUACUGGCAUCUAAUCUAUUAUCAACUAUGGUAACCCUGUCACAGUAUAGCCUUUAACGACAUCUGGAACGGUAAAGCCACUCUUACAAAUUAAAUCAAGUUUUAAAAUGUGACCAAGAAGUUUAAUAGCAAAUUAACAAAAUGUCAGCCAUGUUUUUUUUUUGCUUGGGCUGGGUUGUAUCCAUUUGAAUAGGCAUUAGGCCUAGCUGCCCAUUUUGUUACCAGACAAGCUCCCUCUCUGUACAAAGAGAAACAUGGGUUUCGUCUGAUUAUAGAGGCUCACUUAAGUAUGCUCGUGUUCCUUUUGACCAGCGAUAUGUUAUAUGAUUAUGUUGUGUGUCCAUUUUAUUAUUGGAUAAAUUUCUUUCCUUUGUUGCAAAUUCAUUUUCGUAUAAUUACUGCCUUGCCAAAGAACAGAGAAGAAUAAAUUGAAAUUUUUAAGAAGUACCAAACGUAUGAAAUACAGGGUGAUUGCUCUUGUGAGCUUGCUCUUGGACUUCAUGCUCUGAGAUUUCUUUCAAAUUCCCUGCUAGUGGAAGUUCUUUCCUGACGUAGUUUUUCAUUGGCCUGUGUGGAGUCUAUGCAUGCUUAAAACUACAUGUAAUUUAUAUGACAAGGCCUCUUUAAGUACCCAGGGUGCAAAUUGCGAUAUGGGCAAGCUGUAGCUAGAAUGUACUAGCCCAAAAUUCAUUUUAACUAGCCCUCCUCCCUAAAUGUUUUUAUGAGCAUUGUUGAUUGCGGUUCUUUUUGUAAUUUUAAUUCCCCCCCAAAACUUCACUUUCCCUUUGGGCAUGAAAAGAAUUCACUAUCAGAGAGUAAAAUUCAUUAGCCUCGAACUAUUGGACGCUACUUUCUUUGCAUACUGAGGGCGGGGGGCUGGGGAUUUCUUCAGCUAGGACACAAAAGGAAAAAAAGAACCAAAAGAAAUUCCUAGCUGUUCAAUUCCUCACCUGCUAAUUGCAUAUGCCCAGUAAGAAUAAAAUCUUAGUGACAGCCCUGUAUGUUAGAAAGAAACCUCACUUAGUAGGGUUAGAAAAAUGGGUUAAUUGCUUCUGGGGAUCAGUUAAACCCUAUAAAUAAGCCAGCAUAAAAGAUGUAGCAGGCCAUUUGGUAAGCUUAUAGCCAAACAAUGAAUGAAAAAACAUAUAGAAUGUAAACUUAAAACUCCACCAUUUUUUCACCCUUCUCCGGUAAGUGCAUGUAAUACACAAACAUGUAAUCAUAGAAAUCGAUUUUUGAAACAAAGUGUGCUUUUGAGGGAGACCAAGGGUAGCCACUGGUUCCCUCUCCACGCUGAUCAUGAGCCUGAUCAUUAGUCAGUGAUGAGCCUAACAAUGUGUCUGUUUUAGG